Molecule: messenger RNA, 1314 nt
Organism: Chenopodium quinoa (quinoa)
Lineage: Eukaryota; Viridiplantae; Streptophyta; Magnoliopsida; Caryophyllales; Amaranthaceae
Product: cytosolic sulfotransferase 12-like
Exons: 1
Coding region: 162-1262 (366 amino acids)
Biological process (GO): sulfation
Cellular component (GO): cytoplasm
Molecular function (GO): sulfotransferase activity
Source: RefSeq, a predicted model, not a curated record
AGUAUUUGCAACUUUAAGGUAUUAUUUGUGUAACAUAAAUAAUUUCAAAGUUGCAACUAAUAUAUAACGGAGGAAAUACAAUAAUUGCAUAAAUUAAAUGAUCUAACACACCUAGUUGAAUAACACCAAAAUCUUAACAUACAUAAAAUAAAAUAAACAAAAUGCUCAAACUUCUCUAUAUAUUAACCCUAUGUCGAAUGUUCAAUAUUCCAAGGCCAACAUUAUUUCCCAUGGCAGCCAAUCUAAUAUCAACCCUUUCUCAUGCUCCAAAAAAUAAAACUCCAUCUCCUAAAAUUGCCAAAUAUAUGCAAGAAGAUGACAUAACACAAGAAUGUCAAGCCUUAAUCUCAACCUUACCUAAAGAACAAGAUUGGGUUCUAACCCAUAUUUACCAAUACCAAGGGUUUUGGUAUCCUGUUAGGCAACUUCAAGGUGUGCUUUCAUGCCAACGCCACUUCCAAGCUCGUGACACCGAUAUCAUCCUCACCACUAGCCCUAAAUGCGGCACAACAUGGCUCAAGGCCUUAGCAUACGUUGUUGUAAACCGGAAAAUCAACCUCCCUAGAGGAGAUAACCACCCACUUCUCUCAAAAAACCCUCAUGAUUUAGUACCUUACUUAGAGCUUAAGCUUUAUAUUGAUCACCAAGACCCUAACCUAACAAAAUUGCCCUCUCCUAGGCUGUUUUCUACACACUUACCCGUCGAAUCGCUACCAUUAUCCAUCAAGGAAAAGGAUUGCAAAGUUGUGUACCUAGCUAGGGACCCAAGGGAUGCCUUCAUCUCAUUAUGGCACUUUUCAAACAAGUUAAGGCCUCAAAAUUGUGGUGAUUUCCCACUAGAAGAGGCAUUUGACAUGUUUUGCAAAGGUGUUAGCUUUUGUGGACCUUUUAGUGAUCAUGUUUUGAGCUAUUGGAAGUAUAGCUUAGACAACCCUAAGAAGGUUUUUUUCUUGAAAUAUGAAGAGCUAAAAGAACAACCUAAGUUGUAUUUGAAAAAAUUGGCUGAAUUUUGGGGGUGUUCUUUUUCUUUAGAGGAGGAAAAUAAUGGGGUUGUUGAAGAAAUACUUGGUUUGUGUAGUUUUGAAAAUUUGAGCAAUUUGGAGGUAAACAAGAAUGGGAAAUUGUCUUCAGGGGUGCAUAAUAAGGUCUUUUUUCGAAAGGGCGAAGUUGGUGAUUGGGCUAAUUACUUCACUCAUGAUAUGAUCGAGAAAUUUGAUGAAUUUUUUGUAAGAAAAUUUCAUCAAGGUGGUUUAAGCCUUUAAAUUAUUUUGUAUUUGUAUUUGUAUUUCUACGAGGAAUCUAUGCAUAAUUUCA